UCUCUCCGUAACGAUCUUUGGUGACUUCUGGUUACUGAUUUUAGUUUGUCUCUCUUCCCCUGUGGCUUUAUCCAGAGAGAAGAACGAGAAGAAACGCCAAUUCCUACGUAUGUGGCUAUGACCUACGCAAGAGUGGCUCUCAUUCGUUCAUCCCUUUAUCAGGUCAUUCCCUGCUAAAUAACCAUCUGCCAUAAACAUGAAACAUUUUAUGAAGAACAGGAGUAAAAGGGCCUACCACGGGCAGCAGGAUGACUAGCUGCGCGGUGCCCAUUUCAUCUUUUCUUUCAUGUUGUGAGAUCUCCAGCUCUAUGUCCACCUUCAAACCUUUCUUAUUGAGGCCAAAGGCAUCUGUAUCAUUAUCGUCAAUGGCGGCAAAAGGAAGUAGCGCCACCUCGAUUGUACCCGCCAUCAUUAUUGGGGGAGGAAGGAUUGGGCAAAUGCUGCAGAGCAAUGGCACGGGCGAGGACAUCCUGAUCCGCAGAGGCCAAAAAGUUCCUGCUGACUUCCGCGGACCUAUCUUUGUCUGUACCAGGAACGACGACCUGGAUGCGGUGCUUGAAGCCACUCCUGAGGCUCGUUGGAGUGAUCUGGUCUUUUUCCAGAAUGGUAUGCUGGAGCCAUGGUUGCAGAGUAAAGGAUUGCAUGAUUCUGAUCAGGUGUUGGCCUAUUUCGCUGUCUCGAAACUUGGGGAGCCUCCCGUUGAUGGAAAAACAGAUUUGAAUCCCGAGGGACUGACUGCAGCAUUUGGAAAGUGGGCUUAUUCUUUAGCUACCAGGCUGCGAGCGGGGGGCCUUUCUUGCAAGAUCCUUGACAAAGAAACCUUCGAGAAACAAAUGUUAGAGAAGCUGAUAUGGAUUUCAGCUUUCAUGCUUGUUGGAGCCCGCCAUCCAGGGGCUAAUGUGGGUACUGUGGAGAGUGAGCACUUUGAUGAGGUUUCCAGCCUUAUUGAGGAGCUUGCAUCAGCUGCCGCUGCUGAGGCUUGUGUUGAGUUUGAGCCAGGCAUGGUGGAAAGACUCUGUGCUUAUUCUAGGGCUGUUGCACACUUUCCCACUGCUGUGAAAGAAUUCAAAUGGAGGAAUGGCUGGUUCUAUUCACUCUCACAGAGGGCUACUGUGAACGGUCAGCCAGAUCCAUGUCCCUUGCACACAGCAUGGCUGAAGGAACUGAAGAUCAUAUAGAGGAUAACUAUACACCUAAGAAAAGUCCUUGAAAAUGCCAUUGCUACAGUUGAUUUUUGUUGCGUAGCAGAAGAUAUUUAGCAUAAUACUAAGUGAGAAAUUGGCUACUGUUGAUAAGCUUGUGUAACUGUCUGCCCACUCUGAAGGAUGCUUUCUCCAGUAGGUAGAAUGCAGCCAUCGCAAGACGUCUAAUCAUGACUAAGGAGCUUCAAUGACUAUGGUUUUGCAUUUCUUGUAGCCCAUGGUAGAAUUGUGAAUUGUCAGGCUUCCUGCUUACGUACUGUUGUUGUUGAUAGCAUGAAUAAUAGUUGGCAGGAUUGUUCCUUGGA
This is a messenger RNA of Nymphaea colorata (pocket water lily), 1507 nucleotides long. RefSeq lists its product as uncharacterized. The coding region runs from base 249 to 1178 and encodes 309 amino acids. The transcript is spliced from 5 exons. The record is from RefSeq and is a predicted model, not a curated record. NCBI's taxonomy places the organism in Eukaryota, Viridiplantae, Streptophyta, Magnoliopsida, Nymphaeales, Nymphaeaceae.